AUGUCUUAAAUCAAUUUUGAGAAUGAAGGUUAUGAAUAUUAGCCAUCUGAACAUUCUGAUAGAGAGUAGCCAACACCAUCUAAACCAAAUCAACAACAACUAUAGUAAUAACAAUAAAGAUUCACUUAAGAAUCUCUUGUUUACAGUGCAUGUAAGAUAUUAAAUUCAAAUCUUCUUUAGCAUCUUAAGAUACAAAUCGUAUAUUUCAAUCAGUAAGUUCUCCUAAUUUCUAAAAAGGACCAUUAAUUCUAGUGAAUAAUGAAUAGGAAUAAUAAUAAAAUCAAGUUCUACAACCUAAAUAGUAAGUUAGUAAUUAAAAUAUGCCAAAAGUUGUACAGAUUAUAAGACCAGACAGUACAAAAAAAUAAUAAAUAUAACCUUAAAGUCCUAUUAAAACACCAGUUUAAGAAUCAAAAUUGCCUCAAUUUGUUUAACAAUCUUAAUAAUCUUAGAUGUCUUAACUUUCAUAGUAAUAAUAAUAAUAAUAAUAAUAAUAAUAAUAAUCAUAAUCUUAAUGUACAGUGAUAGAAUUGGAAUAAUAAUUAAUGCAGGAAAGAUUAAAUUCAGAAUAAUUAAGAAUUUAUAAUCACAUUAUAAAAAUGGAAUUAGAGAAAAAAUUAUAUAAUUAAGGAGUGUUUAUUACAAAUUCAAAAAAUAAAAAAAGAAAUGAGAAUGCUAUAGAUAUAUAUUUAGAAUUAUAACAUAAUAGAGUGUAGAUGUAAACUAUUUAGAAUGAAUUUAAAUAGAGAGAUUAAAUUAUAUAACAUUUAGAAAAUUAACUCAAAUAAUCUAAUUAAAUAAAUGAAUUAAUGAAAAAACAUGAUUAUGAAUUAUAAUAAUAGAAUGAAGAAUUAUCAUAAUCAAUGUAAGAGGCUAUGAAGAAUAUAACUCAUGCAAAUUAGACUAUAUAAUAAUAAGAACAAGAGAAAGAUGCUUUAAUUGAUCAUAUAGAAUAAUAAAAGGAAUAAAUUGAAUAAUUGUAAUAAUAAGUAGAAAAAUUGAAAUUUGAAAAUUAAGAAAGAAAGAAAUAAUCAGAAACAUCAAAUGAAUAAAUAAAAAAAAUGAUAUAAAUUUAAGAGAAACUUGGUUAAUUAGAAGAAGAAUUAUAAUUAAAAAAGAAUGAAGUUGUUACGGCAGAGAAUUCAAAAAAAGUAUAAAUUAUUUAUAUUAUUUAAGCAAUUACAAAAGAAUAUUUCUGAUAAAUAAAAAGAAAUUAUGAGUUUCUAAUUAUAGUUGACUGAAGCCAAUAAUAAAUUAUUAGAAUGUGAAUAAGCAAAUAGAGAAUUGAGUAGAUAAUUUAAUUAAAGUGUUUAUUAAAUGUCAUAACUUAAAAAGUAUAAAAUAUAUAUAAUAUUAGAUAAACUGAAGAAUAAUAAAGUAGAAUUGAAAACUUAGAAUAAUUAAAUUAUGAAAUUGAAAGUAAUAUGACAAAGACAGGAAGAUAAAUUUGUGAAGCUGAUAGAAUGAUGAAUGAAAAAGAAUAGUUAAUUAAAAAAUAAUAAUAAGAAUUAGAGAAUAUAUUAAAAUAAAAUGAAGAAAUGUCAAAAGAAUUUAAUUAAUUAGUUUAAGUACAUUAAUAAUUUGGGGCUUUGAAUGAAAAACAUUAAUAAUUUUAAUAAAAAUAUGAAAUAUUAUAAAAAGAAUAUUAGUAAAGAAAUAAAGAAUUUUAAGAAGCAUCUUAAUAAAUUGAAAUCUUUUUAUAAGAAAUUCAAUAAUUAAAAUAAACUAAUAAUGAACUUUAAAAUGAAAGAUAAUAAAUAUUAGAAGAACUUGAUAUUUUAUAAUAAGUUAAAUAUGAAUCAGAAUAAACUAUAUAGUAAUUAAAAUUUGAUAAUAAUGAAUUAUCAUUGCUCUUGUAAGAAAGAUAAGAAUUAAGUGGUAAAUAUCAUGCCUUAGAAAUUAAAUUCUAAGCAGAUAUAGAAUAUUAUGAAAAGUAAUUUUAUAUUAUUAUAUAAAUAGAACAAUAAAGGAUAUGAAUGAGAAAUUAGAAUUAUCUUAAAAUACAUCUCCAAAUAUUGCUUUGGAAGAAAAAAGAUUAGUUGAAUUACAUAAGAUUUAUGAAAAACUUGAUAGGUUGCUAUUUCAUUUAACAUAAAAAAUUUCUAAUGAAAAACCAUCUUUCAAGGUAGAUGUAGUAAUCUCAUAGUUAAGUGGAUCUAUUGAAUAAAUUGAAAAAUAUUUCAAAUUAUCAAGCAAUCGAUCUUAAUAAGAUAAAUUUUAGAAUUCAUAAGGAUCUGUGAUAAAUGAAAAUAAUAAAAUAAGUACUAAUAGACCUUCAGAUGCAGAAUUAUUCAAAAAUAAUGACAUAACAAAUAUUAAAUAAAUCUAAACUUAGUAAACAGUAGCAAAAAGAAAAUAUUUUUUAUGA
Messenger RNA from Paramecium primaurelia, 2368 nucleotides. NCBI's taxonomy places the organism in Eukaryota, Ciliophora, Oligohymenophorea, Peniculida, Parameciidae. The record is from the annotation of a GenBank genome assembly.